Tripterygium wilfordii is the source of this 3465-nucleotide messenger RNA. RefSeq lists its product as uncharacterized. NCBI's taxonomy places the organism in Eukaryota, Viridiplantae, Streptophyta, Magnoliopsida, Celastrales, Celastraceae. Bases 1459 to 1938 code for a protein of 159 amino acids. The record is from RefSeq and is a predicted model, not a curated record. The transcript is spliced from 3 exons.
CUCUCCUCUAUUUCCUCCAUUUUCCCAAGAACUAUCCUCCAUCUACCGUGAAUCUGAUUUCAUUUUUCCUCCUAUAUGCUGUAACGUGAAAUCAAUUUGUUCUCAGUUCCUGGUCUGUUCGCAUGUGCUUCGUCCUUUGAAUUUUUCAUUGCUGGCUCGCUGCUAUAAGGAGGUACUCUUUUUUGAUAUGGAUUAUGAUUUCACGCAAUAUAAGUUUUGGGUUUUCAUCUAUGAGAUUUUUUAUGCGUAUAUUUGGAAGCUUUCUCUCAUGUAAAUUCUCUUUACUUGUUGUACAUUAGGUGAUCAUCUAUUAGAAUUUUUAUGCUUAUAUGUGGAUGCCCUAUCUCAUGUAAUUCUUUUGUUGUUGUAUAUGCUCUGUCCUAUGUGCAAAUGGUGAAAGGGUUUAAGUUACAGUUUACGAUAUCAAAUAUAUAGUGAGUAAUUAUUCUAAUGUGUGUUAUUAAUUAAAAUAUUUUUGAUUCAGUUGCUUCAUUGCUUUUAAAAUAAGUCAGCUUUAGACAUUAUACUGAAAGUGAAACAAAAUCAUCUGCUCUUAUAUAUGUAUAUAUAUAUUUUAAUUUGCAUGUUAAUAUGCAAUGGUUUGCCUAUAUACACUGUAGAGACUAAUUUAUUGAAAUGAGUUGAAUUGUUCUGGAUGGAUAAUUUAAGAAUUAACCUGGUCAUUGUUUUGAGAUUUUUUUUUGUUAUUUUUUUCUAAUGGAAAUCCUGGCAGCCAUUUCUAAAUUGUUUUCUUUGAACUUAGAUGGCUGACCAUGAUGAUGAUGCUUCUAAUAAGUUCAUGCUAUAUGUUGUUGUAUCCGUGUGGUUUUUGCAAAUGAUGGUUUAUCAAUUAGUGGGAGACAUAUUAGCACACGAACUAAAUCUCAUGUAAAUCGGAGUAUUCGUUUGCAUAGGGAGAGAGUAAGAGAUGAGAUGCUAACAACUAUUGUUGGUCCAAAAGGACGAGAUGUGAUUCGAAUGGGUCCACAAGCUUUUUUCAAUUUAUGUGGUAUUUUAGUUAGAGAAGGUGGUCUUGGACCAACGCAAUGAACAACGAUCGAAGAAUUGGUUGCUAAAUUCCUUUGGAUUAUGGGUCAAAAUUCAAGAUACUGUGAGAUGUCAAUUGUAUUUCGACACUCAGAAGAGACAAUCGGUCGUCACCUUCAUAGUGUUUUGGAUGCUUUAAUAGAGCAAGAAGAGAUACAUAAGACAACCUAUUAGAGAUCAUAUCCCACCUGAAAUUGAGCUUGUUAACAGAUUUAAUCCUUUCUUUAAGGUGAUCAAUAGUAUUUUGUACCCUAAAGUUAUUUGUUAGUAUGUUAAUGUAUGAAAUCUAUAACAUACUUCACAUGAUAGGAUUGUGUAGGGGCAAUAGAUGGGACACAUUUUCGUGCAAAAGUUUCAAUUACAAAUGCUUCUAGGUAUCGUGGUAGAAAGGACUACCCCACCCAAAAUGUUAUGGUUGCUUAUUCGUUCAAUUUAAAAUUCACUUACGUGUUAGCUGGUUGGGAAGGAACUGCUUCUGAUUCUAGAAUCAUGAAAAAUGCAAUAACAAGACCAUACCCACUUCAUAUUCCAGAAGGAAAAUUCUAUCUCCUUGAUGCGGGAUACAUGUUAAAAAGUGGUCUCAUUACGUGUUUUAGAGGGGAGCGCUAUCACUUAAAAGAAUACUCCCCACGAAAUCCUCUUAGGAACAAGCGUGAAUUGUUCAACCAUCAACAUUCCUCAUUGCGCAAUGCAGUUGAGAGAGCUAUUGGUGUUCCAAAGAAGCGAUUCCCUAGUGGAACGGAACCAACAUUUGGAGUAAAAAUACAAAAGAGAAUCAUCGUUUGUUACUGCAUAUUACAUAACUAUCUUAUGGGGGUUGAUCCUGAUGGUAAUAUACUUCAUGAAGUUGAUGUUGAGCUUGCAAAUCAAAAUAUGGUCUCGGGAGAAUAGUGGUUGUCAAGUAGAUGACCCCGAAGAUGUAGCUAGAGGGCAGACCAUCAAGAAUGACAUUGCAGAUGCUAUGUGGUAGGCUUAUAUCAUUAAUCAAGAAUGACUUUUCCUGCAUAAUUUAUUUAUGCUUUUCCUGCAAUUGCCAUAAUGUUUAUGCAUAAUCUGUUUGUGCUUUUCAUGCAUCAAUUCUUUGUGCUUAUUCCUUUUAGUUAGAUAUUGCUAGAUAUCUGGUUCUGGAAGACUUUUCUUAAUUGCAUAGCCUAUUGCAGUUUAUAUCAUAUACAAAUAUUUAUGUAGAAUCAUGAUGAGGGGAAAGGGAAAUGUUGCACAUGUGAGUUGGACACAAGUAAUGGAUGAUGCACUUAUUGAAGCAUUUUUGUAUCAACAAAUCCAAGGAAAUAGAGUAAAUGGAGCAUUCACUAGUACUACAUAUGAUGAGAUCUUGAAAGACAUGAAGAAACAAUACCCUGAUGUUCCAUUGGACAAGACUAAAGUCCAAAACCAUAUGAAAAAUAUCAAGACAAGGUUACUAGUUGCUAUGACAUUUUCAAGGAUGGAUUGAGUGGGUUUGGAUGGAACCCAAGUACCUCUACAUGGCAAGCUGAGCUGGAUGUUUGGACCCGAUUGAUUGAGUCUAAGCCUCAAGCAAAGGAGUGGAUGAACAAGGAAAUUCAUAAUUAUCAUAAGCUUGUGGAUUUGUUUGGGAAGGAUAGAGCAACUGGAGAUGAUGGGGAGACCUCUAGGGAGAUGUGAUGCCGUAGAGUUGAAUCUGGCUAGCAACAUGUGAUUGGGACUAUAAAUGAGAUUGACAAUAUGGUGGGGCAACAAUCAAUGUCAUUAGAUAGCUUUGACAUUGUUCCAAGCACAACUGAUGAAUUUGAUAGCUACUCUCAAGCUGGUACUUCAGCUAAGAAAAAUAAGUGCAAACGCCGUUUAAGUGAUGAUAAGGUCGAGAAGCUUGUUGGUGCAAUGCAUGAGUCAACUCGAGAGCUUGGUGAAGUGCUCUUAAACUGUGCUAUGUUGCCUGGUAUUUCAGAUUCGAUUUUAUUUGAACAUUUGGUGGAGUUAGGACUUAAAAGUCAUGACUUGCUUGCUGCUCAAACCUUCUUGGUUGAAAAUCCAAACAAUUUGAUUCUAGCUGCAAAUCGUAAGGAUGUGUUGACUACCAUGUUAUAUGGUUAGAUCAAUAUCUGUUAAGAAAAUGACUAAAGAUGGACAUUACUAGAAUUGCCUAUUAGAAGACUUCUUUUGAACUUCUAUAUCUUUGCAUUCAAGUACUGUGUUACUGUUCUUAUUUGGUGAUUGUAAUAUUGUCUUUCAGAGGCUAUGUUUUGGAUGAUUUGGCCAUUAGACAUGGCAAUCUAGAAUAUUCAAGUAGUGUGUUAUAGGUCUUAUUUGGUGAUUGUAAUUUUGCCUUUCUUAGGUUAUCUUUUGGAUGAUUUUGCCAUGUAGACAUGGCCAUAUUGAUAUUAUGUUGCUACUUAUAAACUUGUUCCAAUUAUUCUAUGAUUAUGUCGAGCUUUAUUU